Molecule: messenger RNA, 541 nt
Organism: Sinocyclocheilus rhinocerous
Lineage: Eukaryota; Metazoa; Chordata; Actinopteri; Cypriniformes; Cyprinidae
Product: transmembrane protein 25-like
Exons: 3
Coding region: 119-541 (140 amino acids)
Biological process (GO): negative regulation of excitatory postsynaptic potential
Source: RefSeq, a predicted model, not a curated record
ACACACACACACACACACCAGUGAACGCUCUGCCUCCCGAGUGUUUGACAUCAGUAAUGAAUCACAGUAAACACAAGCACCACCCCCGGUUCUGCGUCUGUGUGUGUUUGCAUUCUGAAUGGAUCCUCAGCCGGUCAGUCAGCAGCGUCUCUGUGCAGAGGUGACUAUGCCCCGUGUGUGUUUGAGACAGAUGAUGCGUCUGUCUGCUUUAUUCUUUCACACCAUGACCUGGCUCUGCUCAGCAUCCAUUGACCCCGCUCCCAGAAUUGAUGGACAGCAGACCUUGUCGGUCACCGUACAGGAGAACGUCACUCACCACUUCAACUGCCGAUCAGAGGGCUGGGAUGCUCAAGCCCUGCCCCUGCUGACCUGGUAUCUGAACGGCGAGCAGCAGAGUGAGGUCACGGGCAGCCGGGGGGCGGGGCGUCUGGUUAUGACAUCAGCGCAGGAUUCCAGAAAGCAUAAAUACGGAUCGGAGCGCAACAGCACGUUCACACUGAAACCAAAGCGCUGGGACCGAGAGCUGGUAUGUGCGGCGUGA